AUGCCCCCUGGGAAACCCACUGAUGAGUGUAUAGCUGUGGAGUACUUCCUGGCGCAGUCUGACAGAGGAGACCUGCUUUCUCCACUGGAGCAUGUUGAAAUCACUCCGCCAGAGACACAGGUUGAAGUUCAGGAGGAUGAGUGUCUGGAUGUUACAAUAUGUGAUGCAGCAGACAUCAAUUUAGAUGCACACACCCGUGGCAGUUCCAGCAGUCAUGAUGAUUCAUUGAUCUCCUCUCUGGAAACCAGUCUUCCAAGUGGUGGCUCUUACAGUCCUGACAUUGAAGACAUUUCCUGCGCUGGGCCCAGCACAUCAGCUCCGGACAGUAGAUGUGAUUCAAGGGGUGUUCCUGGAUGGGAGGCAGUGGAUAACCUGGCAGGGUACCUCGUCAGCCUCAACCGCACUAUCACUGCUUUGUCAACAAAUGAGAUAGCAGAGAUCUUGCGGUUGUAUUGGUGUCUGCAUGCCAUUGAUCGGUCCCCCUCCACGUAUUCCCUUAAGUGCAAGAAAAAUGUCUUGCCAGGUCGCUGGAGAGCUUCUCGGAAGCAUAGUGGCUCAGCCCCUGGUCAGCAAGCGGCUGAGAGACUGUUCAUGACCCAUGGCCAGGCUGCCCAGAGACCUGAUGUCAACAGGAUUUCAGAAUGCGUCACACUCAAGCUUUUGAAGGAAUUCAGGGAAGCCAGAAACAGGCCUAAAGACAACAAGGGCAAAAUCUUCCCAAUUCCUCAGGCAACUGUGAUGACGUAUAGUCACAUCAAGCAGCUGCUUGAAGACUGCAGAGAAGUGCUGGACAAGACCAACUUGGUGCUAGUUACGAUCAACAAUACUACAGUAUCAUCUUGGCUUUUAGACCGACAGAAAAGAACUGAUCGGGACACCUUGUUGCAAGGAGUGGAGCUUCCCCAGCAGGUUGAUUUGGCGACUGAGCCACUACCAAAGCCUAAAGUGCUCCCAUCAGCACCUGUUGAACAUAAGCAUGUUCCCAUUGAGUUCCAGGAGCCUGAAAAUCGGGAGGGUGAGGCA
Molecule: messenger RNA, 1023 nt
Organism: Sinocyclocheilus rhinocerous
Lineage: Eukaryota; Metazoa; Chordata; Actinopteri; Cypriniformes; Cyprinidae
Exons: 6
Source: RefSeq, a predicted model, not a curated record